AUGAGCCAUAGGAGCUACAGGAGCCAAAGGAGCUCCAGGAGCCACAGAAGACAAAGGAGCCACAGGAACAACAGGAGAGCUAGAGAAGCUACAGGAGCCACAGAAGACAAAGGGGCUACAGGAGCCACGGCAGCUACAGGAGCCACAGGAGAUAUAGGAACCACAGGAGUUGAAGGAGCCACAGGAGCUAGAGGAGCCACUGGAAUCUCAGGAGCCAGAGGAGCCACAGGAAAUACAGGAGCCUCAGGAGCUAAAGGAGCAACAGGAGCCUCAGGAGCUACAGGAGCCAGAGGAGCCACAGAAGACAAAGGAGCCACAGGAAAUACAGGAGCCUCAGGAGCUAAAGGAGCAACAGGAGCCACAGAAGACAAAGGAGCCACAGGAAAUACAGGAGCCUCAGGAGCUAAAGGAGCUACAGGAGCCAGAGGAGCCACAGGAGCUAGAGGACCAAAGGAGCUACAAGAGCAAAAGCAGCUCCAAGAGCCACAGAAAAACAAAGGAGCUAAAGGAGCCACAGGCAAUACAGGAGCCACUGGAACUAGAGGAGCCAAAGGAGCUCCAGGAGCCACAGGAAAUAAAGGACCUAGAGGAGCCACAGGAAGCACAGGAGUUGAGGAAGCCACAGGAGCCAAAGGAGUUCCAGGAGCCACAGAAAACAAAGGAGCCACAGGAACCACAGGAGUUGAAGGAGCCACAGGAGCCAUAGGAGCUACAGGACACACAGGAGCCAAAGGACCUACAGGAGACAAAGGAGCUACAGGAGCCACGGCAGCUACAGGAGAUACAGGAGCUACAGGAACCACAGGAGUUAAAGGAGCCAUAGGAGUUCCAGGAGCUAGAGGAGCCACAGGAGCUACAGGAGCCACAGAAAACAAAGGAGCCACAGGAAAUACAUGA
This is a messenger RNA of Knipowitschia caucasica, 897 nucleotides long. Lineage: Eukaryota; Metazoa; Chordata; Actinopteri; Gobiiformes; Gobiidae. The record is from the annotation of a GenBank genome assembly.